This is a messenger RNA of Leishmania braziliensis MHOM/BR/75/M2904, 1827 nucleotides long. RefSeq lists its product as hypothetical. Bases 1 to 1827 code for a protein of 608 amino acids. The record is from RefSeq and is a predicted model, not a curated record. The transcript has a single exon. Lineage: Eukaryota; Euglenozoa; Kinetoplastea; Trypanosomatida; Trypanosomatidae.
AUGAACGUCCUCCACAGCUUUCUGAAGGUGACCUUCGGCCCAGUCACCGCCGCGGAGGAGGACCUGGCCAACUCACCUUUCGCGCCGACGGAGAAGAUGAAGGUUGUGUCGCGCCAACCCCUAACUUUCCGCCUCACCGUCACGUACGACAACGUGGCAAGGGAUGUGUCGAAGGAGCAGGCGGCAAAGACCUUUCUCUCCAUGGUCGGUGUCCACUCACUGGAGACAGCUUGGUCGCACCUGUUCGGCGCCGUGCAGGUGGUGCCGUUCCUCCUUUAUAAGAGUGACUCGUCGGCGGGGUCAGAGGGCGAAAAGCCGUCUUCUGUGCUGCAGACGAGCUCUCCACCGAUGUUACCCUUCACCUCGGAGGUGUGGAUCAACUGCACUGGCAGCGCGUUUGUCUGCGGGACACCGCAGUUUUGGUCGAGUCAUCGCUACACGUGGUCUUUGAGCGGCGCGACCCCGAGGAAGGACGUCUCAACGCCGUUGCACGAGUCGACCAUGACGGAGCUGUCCCUGUUGGCUACCUUGCCUCCGUCGAUGGCGGGGCACUCGCUGCCGACGGUCAUGGCAACUACAUCGCUGUCGUGUACGAACAAUAGCAACAGCGGCUGUACAAGCCGCCGCGCGAGUCCCGGCGACGGUGAUGCGCACUGGGACGCCAGCGCCGGCGUCCACUGCGAGGUGAUUGGGAACGUGUUGACAGUGGCGGCGGACGAAGGGUCGCCACGGCGGCUACCAGCGGAAGCGAGCGCUGCUGGCGAAGACGUGCCCGUUGACUUCACCGGCGCUGCACUCCCAGACUUGUUGGAAAGCAAGUACACGAUUGAGCUCGCGCUGCCCGACUUUGAGGCGGCGUCACUGCGCGGAGUCGACACUGCACUGGUAAUGGUGGUACUGCUGCCGUUGUGUGCGGCUGGGGGCGGUGGUGCGGUCGAGGCGGGAGACCCGCCGCUCAUUUUGAGCUCGGUGCUGGCGCGUAGUGUGGGCUCGAUGCAGGCAGCGUCGGCGUUGGUGUUUGGAAGUGGCGUGAUGCCGGUGCAGAUAAUGGAGCCGCUUGUGUGCGUGUCCUCAACGUCGCCACUGAGCAACGACCGUCUUGUGCUCAACUUGUCAGUGACAAACGUGACGGCCAGCGUGGCGCGUCUGCACAGCACCUCCUUCGACCUGCACUCGUCGUGUGUGCUGUGUGAUGCUGCUAUUACCGGUGGUGCCCUUGCUGGUGCGAAGCAGGGUGAGCCUCUCCUCACGGCGAGCUCGCUGUGGGGCGAGAUGCGGCCGGGUGCAAAUCUGUCAAGCAUGCGCAUCAUCGACCUUCUCACAAAGCUAGUGACGAUAACGCCGGUUGUGGUGGGUGAGGAGCGGCCGCCGGUGGUGCUGUACCCUGGCGAGACGUACACCUUCGAGUUUGUGAUUGAGGUGCUGCCGCAGCUGUGCUACCUGUUGAAUUCGCAGUCGCUUGAGUACCUAUACGAGCGCCACUAUGCAGUGCCACACGACGUGGUGGGUGAGCGAGGCAGUGACAGUUCGCCAAGCGGCAAGAGGGGCGAGGGCGGGUCUCGUAGCGGCGGCGGCAGCAGCGCGGCAGCCACGUUCAGCCGCGGAUCCAUUGUCACCGACUGCUACGGCCAGACGGUCCCUGCGGCGGAGAUACGUGGCAUUUUGUCGUACUCGUACCUGUCGCACCUGUUUGUGUACUACGACCUCGGUAUGGACGACACGGCGAGCAACGGCGGUUCAGCCAGGAAGCCGUCGCGGGUGUCCGGUUUGGCGCACAGCACUGAACUGUGUCUUCGCUACCCAGCACGGUGGUCUUUUGGCGCCUGA